Messenger RNA from Nycticebus coucang (slow loris), 2434 nucleotides. It is a transcript of the gene CCNL2, whose product is annotated as cyclin L2. Gene Ontology annotation, biological process: regulation of transcription by RNA polymerase II. Gene Ontology annotation, molecular function: cyclin-dependent protein serine/threonine kinase regulator activity. The transcript has 13 exons. Gene Ontology annotation, cellular component: nucleus. Bases 32 to 1708 code for a protein of 558 amino acids. The record is from RefSeq and is a predicted model, not a curated record. NCBI's taxonomy places the organism in Eukaryota, Metazoa, Chordata, Mammalia, Primates, Lorisidae.
GAAGAAGCCGAAGGGGACUCGGCAGCACAAAAUGGCGGCGGCGGCGGCGGCGGCGGCGGCGACGACCGGGACUCCGGGGUCGGCGGCCCCCGCGGCAGCGACCGGCGCCCCGGGCUUGGGGAGCGCAGCCCAGGGGUUUCAGGGGGUGCUGAUCGGGGACAGGUUGUACUCCGGGGUGCUCAUCACUUUGGAGAACUGCCUGCUGCCUGACGACAAACUCCGCUUCACGCCGUCCAUGUCGAGCGGCCUGGACACAGACACGGAGACCGACCUUCGCGUGGUGGGCUGCGAGCUCAUCCAGGCGGCCGGCAUCCUGCUCCGCCUGCCGCAGGUGGCCAUGGCUACCGGGCAGGUGCUGUUCCAGCGGUUCUUUUAUACCAAGUCCUUUGUGAAGCAUUCCAUGGAGCAUGUGUCAAUGGCCUGUGUUCACCUGGCCUCCAAAAUAGAAGAAGCUCCAAGACGAAUAAGAGAUGUUAUCAACGUGUUUCAUCGACUUCGACAGCUCAGAGAGAAAAAGAAACCUGUGCCUUUACUACUGGAUCAAGAUUAUGUUAACCUAAAGAACCAAAUUAUAAAAGCAGAAAGACGAGUUCUCAAAGAGCUGGGUUUCUGCGUCCAUGUUAAACAUCCUCACAAGAUAAUCGUUAUGUACCUUCAGGUGUUAGAAUGUGAGCGUAACCAACACCUGGUCCAGACGUCAUGGAAUUACAUGAAUGACAGCCUUCGCACCGAUGUUUUUGUGCGGUUCCAUCCUGAGAGCAUUGCCUGUGCCUGCAUCUAUCUCGCCGCCCGGACGCUGGAGAUCCCUCUGCCCAGUCGUCCUCAUUGGUUUCUUUUGUUUGGAGCAACUGAAGAAGAAAUUCAAGAAAUCUGCUUAAAAAUCCUACAGCUUUAUACACGGAAAAAGGUUGAUCUGACUCACCUGGAAGGGGAGGUGGAAAAGAGAAAGCAUGCCAUUGAGGAGGCAAAGGCACAAGCCCGGGGCCUGCUCUCUGGAGGUGCACAGGCUGCAGACAGCACAGCAGGGUUCUCACCUGCCCCUAAGCUGGUAGAAUCCCCCAAAGAAGGUAAAGGGAACAAAGCUUCCCCACUCUCUGUGAAGAGUACCAAGAGGAGAAUUGAGGGCACGAAGAAAACCAAAGCUGACAGCCCUGUGAAUGGCUUGCCAAAGGGGCGAGAAAGUCGAAGUCGGAGUAGAAGCCGUGAGCAGAGCUACUCGAGGUCCCCAUCACGAUCUGCUUCUCCUAAGAGGAGGAAGAGUGACAGUGGCUCAACAUCUGGUGGCUCCAAGUCACAAAGCCGUUCUCGGAGCCGGAGCGAUUCCCCACCAAGACAGGUACACCGUAGUGCUCCCUACAAAGGCUCUGAGGUGAAGGGCUCCCGGAAGUCCAAGGACUACAAGUGUCCCACUCAGAAGCCACACAAGUCUCAGAGCCGGAGCUCAUCCCGUUCUCGAAGCCGGUCACGGGAGCGGGCAGACAAUGCUGGAAAAUAUAAGAAGAAAAGUCAUUACUAUAGAGAUCAGCCACGGGAGCGUGCAAGGUCAUACGAGCGCACAGGCCAUCGCUAUGAGCGGGACCACCCUGGGCACAGCAGGCACCGGAGGGUUCCCCUGCACUGCUGGGAGUCCAUGGCUCAUUUGCCUGCAGAAAGAACAGGAACAGGGGUCACGCCAGCCAGGGAGGAGCAACACAUGAAACCCAAAUAGGAGACACAUGGCUGCAGCGAGUGGUCACCUCCCAAGCACUCUGCAAGGCCUGCCUGUGCCCAGUUCAUACCUUCACCUCAACCACCUUCAACAGCUAUGUGGACAGCUGCACGACAAAGAUGACUUGAAUACAGGAGGGGCUAGGGGCCAACACCACAUGCCCCAGUUGGGCCUGGCAGCAGGUUCGCAGCCCCCACACCAUGCAGAUGGUACCUGCAGUGGAGCAGACGGGGGCCCCCUCACCUGCACCUUCUAGAGAGUGUGGCGGCCCAGGACAUGCUGACCAUUAAUGAAACCAACAGAGUGGUCCACCUCAUGCCCAGGAAGACAGCCCAUCCUGCUGCCCCCACCUGGUGGUGGGCAAGUAGGACUGACAACUUCUUCAUCCCAAGGCAAAGUUACUACCUAACAGAGGGGCCAAGACUAUGCUGUGCAGAGCAGGGCAUAGAAAAGAUUUGCCCGUUUUGUGUGUCCAGAUACCCAGCCACUGAGAAAUCCCGAGACUCAGGCACAGUGUGUACUGUAGUGUAUUAAUAAAUGUCUGACAAACACAAAAAGGGGGCAGGGGAAGGUAGGCCCUGUUUUUUUAAUUUCUGUGGCAAUGUCAAGUUGCCAACAUAAUUUCACUGAAGGCAGCAACCCUUAUAUGGUUUUUCCUUCUUCACUUACAAUACUUCAAUAAUAACCUUAACACCAUAAUAGUAAAACAGGGAGUGACGAGUUUUG